This is a messenger RNA of Penicillium atrosanguineum, 618 nucleotides long. RefSeq lists its product as uncharacterized. The transcript is spliced from 2 exons. Bases 1 to 618 code for a protein of 205 amino acids. NCBI's taxonomy places the organism in Eukaryota, Fungi, Ascomycota, Eurotiomycetes, Eurotiales, Aspergillaceae. The record is from RefSeq and is a predicted model, not a curated record.
AUGCGCCGUCUAAAGAAAAACCUCGUUCGCCCUUUCCGAAGAAUCCUUGUUCGACUUGAGGAUAAACUAGAGCAAAAGGCAUCAUACUCAUCAAAUCGAUCUUCAGGCUGGUGGAUAGCAGCACAGCAACUUCGGAAGCGACAAAGCAUCAUUCUUGAUGGGGUUAAUCCGGCUGUUAACCUGUGGACCCACGAAACUAUCGAACUCGAUACUCGCCAUCGUGAAAUUGUCCAGAGAGAGACUUACAUUAUAGAAAAAAUUCGUCAAGCUAGACAACCUGCAGAGAAGGUCGACAAUAUGCAUCAGCAACAACGAGAGAACCAGCAAGUUCUCAAUGAAUGGUUCAAGGAACUAGAGACUCUGAACCAAGAUUAUUGGGCUGUGGAAAGACGCAUUUAUAUUCACAAUAAUUGUUGUCCUUCUGCUCCCUUCAAACGGGCAAGAAGCCACAGUGGUAUCUUUCUCCUUGGCUAUGCGAAGACUGUGCAAAUCGUGGAGGUUGCUGUGGCCGAGCUUGUGGAUGCUGUCAAAAACCUCGCAGUGACUUCCGCUCCGCUGGUCAUGGCCAUUGUACCAAGUUUUGCGACUGCUGCGUUCGGGCUCGUGGUUUUGAGCUGA